GCAAGAUUCAACGAUGGUCGUUGACGAGGAGGAAGGAGCAGCUCCAACCACCGCUAGCAAGCAGCCACCUGAGGAGAUUGUCGACAUCACUGAGGCCCCGGACGACGAAGUCUCGCUCUACACCAUGUACGAUGUCUCUCACCCCGUUACCAUCCGACUUGGAGUUACAUUGCACGACGAUGCAGUCGUAGCCCUAGUCGACAUCGGGUCUACACACAACUUCGUGUGCAGCGAGGCCGCGUGCAGAUUGUUACUAAAGACGACACCAAUUCCACCAUUUCAGGUUAAGGUCGCCAACGGUGAAACCCUCGCCUGCACUCGCUAAUACGAAGAGAUGCCCAUAACCUUCCACCAAGAACUAAUGGAAGUAGAUCUAUAUGAGCUACCAAUUAAUGGAAUGAAUUUGAACUGAGGAU
Linum trigynum is the source of this 416-nucleotide messenger RNA. The record is from the annotation of a GenBank genome assembly. NCBI's taxonomy places the organism in Eukaryota, Viridiplantae, Streptophyta, Magnoliopsida, Malpighiales, Linaceae.